AUGGCUAGUCAAAAGUCGCACGUCUUCCGGGUGACAGGCCUGUCCAGGGAACAGCCCGAUGAGAAUCUCAAGACCGCAUUACAAGAGGCACUCAACGACAACUUCAUCGACGACGAGAGAUCGCAAAUGAAGACUGAGAUCACAAUAGUCCCUUUAUGCUAUGAAAGUGACACACAGAGGGUGGCGCUGGUGCAGUUUCGUGGCGGGGUGCCUCAGUUUCUUUAUGAGCUAAGACUCAACCCGCUUGGAGACUGGCAGGUCGAGAUGGAAGAGGAUGACAUCAACAUUGACUGCCACUUCUUUGGAUUCACCCAGCUCUACGCGCCAGACGACAAUGAGCCAGUGGCUGCAGACAUCAUUGCCAUUGCCGGACUGGAUGGACAUGCUUACGGAUCAUGGCAGGGCAGAGGCAACCUCGCUCGAAUGUGGCUUCGUGACUUCCUGUCAAAAGAUCUCCCGCAGUGCCGUACGAUGAUCUAUGGGUACAACUCCAAGCUGUCGAGCCACGGCGUCGAUACGAUCCUCGACUAUGGGCGGGAGCUGAUGGAGGAAAUCAAGAAAAUCCGGAACACAAAGGAGCUCCAGCAGAGACCUCUGAUCUUCAUCGCGCAUAGCUUUGGAGGCAUUAUCUUGGCUCACUGUCUGGUAAGGGCCAUCCAGACGAUGGAGGAAGACCACCCGGCGAUCAAGUCGCUGCAUCGAGCCACGUACGGCAUGAUCCUCUUCGCCAUCCCCCACAAAGGAUUAGUGAUGGACGAUAUCCAGCAGAUGCUAGCGGGGGACAGGAAACAUCCGCGAGAGCAACUACUGCGACAGAUUUCUAGCAACUCGGAUGUCCUGAUCCACCAACUGGCCGACUUUAAAAAUCUAAUCCGGGACCGUAAGGUGAUCAGCUUGUAUGAAACAAAGCAGACGCGGCAGUUAGUAUUGGACUCGGAAAGCAGACAAUGGAAACGGACCGGGGAUUUUAUGACGACACUUGAUGCAGAUUCGGCUCUUCUCCAGCUUCCCGACCAUAUAGAGGAGAAAGUGCCGCUGCAUGUAGAUCACUCAAUGAUCAUCAAAUUCGACACGCGCAACGCGGCCGGGUAUCGAACGGCGCUCGAUAAACUGCGACAGUUCUCAAUAGACGCACCAUCGGUGGUGGCGGCUCGGUUCACGCGGACGCGUCUGAAGCCUCAGCCGUGCUCCACGGUGCCUUUCCAGAAGGACUCGAUUUUUGUGGGCCGUGAAGCUGUGAUCAGUGCGGUCAAGGAAAGACAUGGGGCGAUCGGCCAGCGUCAUGAGCGGGUGGCAUUAGUGGGAUUGGCCGGAGUUGGAAAAACCCAAAUAGCCAUCGAGUAUUCCUAUCUCGUAGAAGCAUCAAAAACGGACACUUGGGUUUUUUGGAUCCACGCUAGCAAUGCGGCGCGGUUCGAACAGGGCUACCAGCAGAUUGCCGCAGUCGCGGAGAUCCCGAGACGGGACGAUCUAAAGAUGAGUAAUAUCUUUCAGCUCGUGUAUCAGUGGCUGUGUGAUGCACGCAAUGGGCGCUGGCUGAUGGUGCUAGAUAAUGCGGACGACGAUGGUUUUUUUUUCAGUAACAACGAACUCAAUGAACAAGGGCCACUGGCAAGCUUCCUGCCCCAGGCCGCUCAUGGAUCAAUCCUGAUUACGUCGCGAAAUGGUCGUGCGGCGCGGAAUCUGGUGGGGAAUGAGAGGCAUGUGAUCGCAGUUCAGCCAAUGAGUGAGGCAGAGUCCCUUGCCCUUCUACGGGCAAGGAUUCCGGCCGCCCACUCUGGAGAAUGUGGAGGGGACGAGAAGGCACUGGUCCAGGUGCUGGAAUACAUUCCGCUGGCAAUCACUCAAGCAGGGUCGUAUAUUGCGAAUAGAUCUUCGCGAGUCACGGUGUCCCGCUAUCUUCAGUUGUUCCGUGAGAGCGAGUCGAACCAGAAACAUCUUCUGCAGCAUGAGGACGCCAAAGACCUCCGGCGGGAUCCCAGUAUUCGGUAUGCGGUCAUCACGACAUGGCAGCUAUCCUUCGAGCAAAUCCGCCAUGACCGGCCGGCGGCGACGGAACUGCUGGCGUUCAUGAGCAUGUAUGAUCGGCAGGGGAUUUUAGAAAGCCUCGUCCGUGCAGAUUGCGAUGACCUCCAGUUUGAGGAUGCAUUGGCACCAUUGAUUAGUUAUUCUCUUGUUCGGUUUGAAAGUAAAACAGCGUCAUUUGAUAUGCACCGACUAGUACAGCUAUCGGUCCGGACAUGGCUGGAGAUCCACCUUGAGCUAGCACGGUGGCAGGAGAAGUCGCGAGCCAUCGUGGCAAAGAUGUUUCCCGAUGGACAGUACGAGAGCUGGACUGAAUGUCAAAGGCUGCUUCCGCAUGCGAAGGAGGUGAUGAAGUCGAUAUCUAGUGCGAAUAAAGAAGAUCGACUACAUGUGGCGACUAUUUCUUUCAAUUGUGGAUGGUAUUUAUUGCUUCAAGGAGCAUAUGAAGAGGCGGAAGUAAUGUAUCGACGGGCAUUGGAAGCACAAGAGAAGGUGCUUGGGCGCGAGCAUCCUGACACGCUCACUACUGUUAGUCGCCUUGGCUUAGUGCUUUCUAAUCAAGGAAAAUAUGGAGAUGCAGAAGCGAUGCAUCGACGAUGCGUGGAAGGGAGUGAGAAGGUGCUUGGAUGUGAGCAUCCUGAUACGCUAAUUAAUUUUGGAAACCUCGGCAAUGUGCUCUCCAGUCAAGGGAAAUUUGAAGCGGCGAAAGCGAUGUAUCGACGGGCCCUAGAAGCACAAAGCAAGAUGCUUGGGCGGGAGCACCCUCAUACGCUAACAAGUGUUAGUCGUCUUGGCUUGGUACUCUCCAACCAGGGGAAAUAUAAAGAGGCGGAGGCGAUGCAUCGACGGGCGUUAAAAGCACAAGAGAAGGUGCUUGGACGUAGGCAUCCUCACACAAUCACCAGUAUCGGCAACCUUGGCACUGUGCUCUCCAGUCAAGGGAGAUAUGAAGCGGCGAAAGCGAUGUAUCGACAGGCGUUGGAAGCACAAAACAAAGUGCUUGGAGCCGAGCAUCCUCACACGCUCAUCAGUGUUAAUCGCCUCGGCUUGGUGCUCUCCUACCAAGGGAAAUAUAAAGAGGCGGAGGCGAUGCAUCGACGGGCGUUGGAAACACGAGAGAAGGUGCUUGGACGCGAGCAUCCUGACACGCUCACUAGUGCAAGUAACCUUGGCAAUAUGCUCUCUGACCAAGGUAAAUAUCAAGAGGCGGAAGCGAUGUAUCGACGGGUGUUGGAAGCACAAAACAAUGUGCUUGGAGCUGAGCAUCCUCACAAAUUGACCAGUGUUAGUCGCCUUGGCUUAGUGCUUUCCAACCAAGGGAAAUAUGAAGAUGCGGAGGCGUUGCAUCGACAGGCGUUGGAAGCACGAGAGAAGGUGCUUGGACGUGAGCAUCCUGACACACUCACUAGUGUCAGUAACCUUGGAAAUGUGCUCUCCAGCCAAGGGAAAUAUGAAGAGGCGGAAGCGAUGCAACGGCGAGACCUGGAAGGAAAUGAAAAGGUGCUUGGAUUUGAGCAUCCUAAUACCCUAAUCAGUGUCAAUGAACUUGGCUUAGUGCUCUUCUACCAAGGGAAAUAUGAAGAGGCGGAAGCGAUGCAUCGACGGGCGUUGAAAGCACAAGAGAAGGUGCUUGGACGUGGGCAUCCUCACACAAUCACCAGUAUCGGCAACCUUGGCACUGUGCUCUCCUGCCAAGGGAGAUAUGAAGAGGCCGAAGCGAUACAUCAAAGGGCACUAGAAAGAUGUGAAAAAAUGCUUUGA
This is a messenger RNA of Penicillium odoratum, 3786 nucleotides long. RefSeq lists its product as uncharacterized. Lineage: Eukaryota; Fungi; Ascomycota; Eurotiomycetes; Eurotiales; Aspergillaceae. Gene Ontology annotation, molecular function: protein binding. The record is from RefSeq and is a predicted model, not a curated record. Bases 1 to 3786 code for a protein of 1261 amino acids. The transcript is spliced from 7 exons.